CUUCCGGCUUGUCCAAAGUGAUCUGCCCAUUUGGAGCAUUCUGUACUGUGCAAAAUCAAGCCCACUUGCAAGAGUUAGAGGGUGGCUUGAUAUGGGCAAUGCACCUGUUUGCCAGGCUUGUCGCACAGAUAAAGGUGUGAGGGUACAAGGGAAUAUACAAGAUGUGGAUAAAAUUCCAGACUAUUAUGGAUGCAACAAUGGUGAGAGUAAAGAUCUUGAGGCACUGUCUGACAGCAAUGCAAGCUUCCUCAGAGCUGCCAGGGCUGGCAAUCUGGACAAAGUAGUGGAAUUUCUAAAGGGAGGAAUAGAUAUCAAUACAUGUAAUCAGAAUGGACUCAACGCUCUCCACCUUGCUGCAAAAGAAGGCCAUGUGGGUUUGGUUCAAGAAUUGCUGGAAAGAGGAUCUGCAGUGGAUUCUGCUACUAAGAAAGGUAACACUGCACUGCACAUUGCAUCCUUGGCUGGACAGGGCGAAGUGGUCAAAGUUCUAGUUAAGGAAGGAGCCAAUAUUAAUGCACAGUCUCAGAAUGGCUUUACGCCUUUAUACAUGGCAGCCCAAGAAAAUCACAUUGAAGUAGUGAAAUACCUUCUGGAAAAUGGAGCCAAUCAGAGCACUGCUACUGAGGAUGGCUUCACUCCAUUAGCAGUUGCAUUGCAGCAAGGUCACAAUCAAGCAGUGGCUAUCCUUCUAGAGAAUGACACGAAAGGGAAAGUCCGUUUGCCGGCAUUGCACAUCGCUGCCAGGAAAGAUGACACCAAGUCAGCAGCACUUCUGCUCCAGAAUGAUCACAAUGCUGAUGUUCAGUCUAAGAGUGGCUUCACACCUUUGCACAUAGCAGCACACUAUGGAAAUGUUAAUGUAGCAACACUUCUGCUCAACCGAGGAGCUGUUGUGGACUUCACAGCAAGGAAUGGAAUCACUCCACUGCAUGUGGCUUCCAAAAGGGGAAACACAAACAUGGUGAAGCUCUUGUUGGAUCGUGGAGGGCAGAUCGAUGCUAAAACCAGGGAUGGACUGACCCCACUUCACUGUGCUGCACGAAGUGGACAUGAUCAAGUUGUAGAGCUUCUCCUUGAACGAGGUGCUCCACUGCUUGCCAGGACCAAGAAUGGACUUUCUCCUCUUCACAUGGCUGCCCAAGGUGAUCACGUAGAAUGUGUCAAACACCUACUGCAGCACAAAGCUCCGGUGGAUGAUGUCACAUUGGAUUACUUGACUGCCCUCCAUGUGGCAGCACACUGUGGCCACUAUCGUGUCACCAAACUUCUGCUGGACAAGAGAGCAAAUCCAAAUGCUCGUGCUUUGAAUGGUUUUACUCCACUACACAUUGCUUGCAAGAAAAAUCGCAUUAAAGUCAUGGAACUGCUGGUGAAAUACGGGGCUUCUAUCCAAGCUAUAACAGAGUCGGGCCUCACUCCAAUACAUGUGGCUGCAUUUAUGGGUCAUUUGAACAUAGUACUCCUUCUGCUGCAGAAUGGAGCCUCUCCAGAUGUCACUAACAUUCGUGGAGAGACUGCAUUACACAUGGCAGCUCGUGCAGGACAGGUGGAAGUGGUGCGUUGCCUCCUAAGGAAUGGUGCUCUUGUUGAUGCCCGAGCAAGAGAGGAACAGACUCCACUGCAUAUUGCUUCUCGGUUGGGAAAAACAGAAAUUGUCCAGCUAUUGUUGCAACACAUGGCUCAUCCUGAUGCUGCAACCACUAAUGGAUAUACACCACUGCACAUCUCUGCCCGAGAAGGUCAAGUUGAUGUAGCAUCAGUGCUCUUGGAGGCAGGUGCAGCACACUCUUUGGCAACCAAGAAGGGAUUCACACCACUGCAUGUGGCUGCAAAGUAUGGAAGCAUAGAUGUGGCAAAACUCCUGUUGCAGCGUCGUGCAUCUCCUGAUUCAUCUGGAAAGAAUGGUCUCACCCCACUCCAUGUUGCUGCUCAUUAUGACAACCAGAAGGUGGCACUACUGUUGCUGGAGAAAGGUUCUUCUCCCCAUGCUACUGCCAAGAAUGGAUAUACACCUCUACAUAUUGCUGCUAAGAAGAAUCAGAUGCAGAUAGCCACAACCCUGCUGAACUAUGGAGCAGAGACCAAUAUUCUGACCAAACAAGGAGUUACCCCUCUUCACUUGGCCUCUCAGGAAGGUCAUGCUGACAUGGUAAACUUGCUUCUGGAGAAAGGUGCCAAUAUUCAUGUAGCCACAAAGAGUGGAUUGACAUCUUUACACUUAGCAGCUCAAGAAGAUAAAGUGAAUGUAGCAGAUAUGCUGAUAAAGCAUGGAGCAAACAAAGAUGCUCAGACUAAGCUAGGUUAUACACCAUUAAUUGUGGCUUGUCACUAUGGGAACAUUAAGAUGGUCAACUUUCUCCUCAAGCAAGGAGCAAAUGUUAAUGCUAAGACAAAGAAUGGAUACACUCCUCUGCAUCAAGCUGCUCAACAAGGUCAUACUCACAUUAUCAAUGUGCUUCUCCAGCAUGGGGCCAAACCAAAUGCAACCACAGCGAAUGGUAAUACUGCCUUAGCAAUUGCUAAGCGUCUGGGAUACAUCUCAGUGGUCGAUACAUUAAAGGUUGUAACAGAGGAAGUAAUUACCACCACAACUACUGUAACUGAGAAGCAUAAACUUAAUGUACCCGAAACUAUGACUGAAGUCUUAGAUGUUUCUGAUGAGGAAGGUGAUGACACUAUGACAGGAGAUGGAGGAGAAUACCUUAGACCAGAAGACCUGAAAGAACUAGGUGAUGAUUCCUUACCUAGCAGCCAGUUCCUAGAUGGUAUGAAUUACCUGAGGUACAGCCUGGAAGGAGGCCGAUCUGACAGUUCAGACAAGUCCCAUACGCUGAGCCACGUCUCCUAUCUGAGGGACAGCACCAUGAUUGAUGACACAGUUGUUAUCCCCAGCCAUCAGGUAUCCACACUGGCCAAGGAAGGUGAAAGGACAUCAUAUCGCCUAAGCUGGAGUCCUGAUAACCUAGACAAUAUUGCUCUUUCUGCUAGCCCUAUACAUUCUGGUUUCCUGGUCAGUUUUAUGGUGGAUGCUCGAGGUGGUGCCAUGCGGGGCUGCAGGCACAAUGGACUUAGAAUCAUUAUUCCACCUCGGAAAUGCACUGCUCCAACUCGAGUUACCUGCCGCUUGGUCAAACGCCAUAGACUGGCUACAAUGCCUCCAAUGGUGGAAGGAGAAGGGUUGGCUAGCCGUCUCAUUGAAGUUGGGCCUUCUGGUGCUCAGUUCCUUGGGCCUGUGAUUGUCGAGAUCCCUCACUUUGCGGCUCUACGUGGUAAAGAAAGAGAGCUGGUGAUCCUGAGGAGUGAGAAUGGAGACAACUGGAAGGAGCAUUUCUGUGAAUAUACAGAGGAUGAACUAAAUGAAAUCCUAAAUGGAAUGGAUGAAGUACUUGAUACUCCAGAAGAACUGGAAAAGAAACGCAUUUGCCGUAUCAUCACUCGAGACUUUCCACAGUACUUUGCAGUGGUAUCACGGAUCAAACAAGACAGUAACCUCAUUGGACCUGAAGGUGGUGUGCUAAGUAGCACAGUAGUACCUCAAGUACAAGCUGUCUUUCCAGAGGGAGCAUUAACAAAGCGAAUUCGUGUUGGUCUUCAGGCCCAACCUAUGCACAAUGAGCUUGUAAAGAAGAUUUUAGGCAACAAAGCCACAUUCAGCCCUAUUGUCACACUGGAACCCAGAAGAAGAAAAUUUCAUAAACCAAUUACAAUGACGAUUCCUGUUCCCAAAGCCUCCAGUGAUAUGAUGAUUAAUGGAUAUGGGGGUGAAACGCCCACUUUAAGACUACUAUGCAGUAUAACAGGUGGAGUAACACCUGCUCAGUGGGAAGACAUUACAGGAACAACGCCAUUAACAUUUGUCAAUGAAUGUGUUUCCUUCACCACAAAUGUAUCUGCCAGGUUUUGGUUGAUAGAUUGUCGACAAAUACAGGAAUCUGUUACCUUUGCAUCUCAAGUGUAUAGAGAGAUCAUUUGUGUUCCCUACAUGGCCAAAUUUGUAGUAUUUGCCAAAUCUCAGGAUCCCAUAGAAGCCCGACUAAGAUGCUUCUGCAUGACAGAUGAUAAGGUUGAUAAAACAUUAGAACAACAAGAAAACUUUGCUGAAGUUGCUCGAAGCCGGGAUGUUGAGGUACUAGAAGGUAAACCUAUUUAUGUGGACUGUUUUGGGAAUCUAGUGCCAUUAACGAAGAGUGGCCAACAUCAUAUAUUCAGUUUUUAUGCCUUCAAAGAAAAUAGACUUCCAUUGUUUGUCAAGGUUCGGGACACAACUCAAGAACCUUGUGGACGCUUGUCUUUCAUGAAGGAACCCAAAUCAUCACGAGGCCUAGUGCAUCAAGCUAUCUGCAAUCUGAAUAUCACAUUACCAGUUUACACAAAGACUGAGAUGACAUCAGAAAAACAUGAUGAUGAAACGGAAUCUACAGAAACAUCUAUCCUGAAAAGUCACCUUGUCAAUGAAGUUCCUGUCCUAGCCAGUCCAGACUUGCUGUCAGAAGUCUCUGAGAUGAAACAAGAUUUGAUUAAAAUGACUGCCAUCCUGACAACAGACUCUUCUGAAAAGCCAGGCUCCAUUAAGGUGAAAGAUCUUGCAAAAUCUUCUGAUGAAGAGCCUGGAGAGCCCUUUGAAAUUGUGGAAAGAGUAAAAGAGGACUUGGAAAAAGUAAAUGAAAUUCUUAGAAGUGGAAGCUGCCUCAAAGAAGAACCAGUUCUUCAGAGAUCCAGCUCAGGAAGAGAAUUGGUAGAAGAAGAAUGGGUUAUUUUAAGUGAUGAAGAAAUUGAAGAAGCCAAGCAGAAUGUUCCUUCAGAAGUCACUGAGCCUGUUUGUACAGAAUUAAGAACAGGAAAAGGAAAAAUAGAAAGAGAAGCAAAAGAUAUGGCUGGAAUGAUAGAUUACCUCAGUGAGGAUCUAAAGGCUUUUGUGUCUUUGAAUGAAAUGCAUCCAAAGAAAGUUCAAGAAGACAUAGUAGGAGAGAAAUUUGAAGCGGUUGUUCUAAGCAGAGGGUCUGAAACAGAUGAGGGAGACAAAGGAAAACAAAGGCAACACAGACCUACCUUGGAAAUUAAAAAGCCUGUUAGAAAAAAAUUAAAAGAUAAACAAAAGGCAAAGGAUGAAGAAGCCCAAGAAAAAGAAGAACCUUCAGGACUAACUAAAUUCAGCUCUGAAGAGUCAUUAGAUGAAAAACUGGGUUUACCCCCUGCAGAGCCUGCCAAGGCAACUGCUGUGUCUCCUGUUAUAGAAGAGACUCCUAUUGGUUCAAUCAAAGAUAAAGUGAAAGCCCUUCAGAAGCGUGUGGAAGAUGAGCAGAAAGGACGCUCAAAAUUGCCUGUCCGGGCCCCUGGGAAAGAAGGGACAGCUGAGAAGUCUGUUACAAAACCAUCACAAGCUAAGAAAAUUAUUUUCAAAUCAAGGGCACCAGCUUCUCCCCCUGCUUCAAAGACUCCAGCUUCUGCCUCUUCCUCAAAGACUCUAGCUUCCCCCUCUUCCUCAAAGACUCCAGCUUCUCCCUCUCAAUCUAAACUCUCCUCUCCCUCUGCCAAGAAACCAGCUGUUUCUCCCACAACUAAGAAGCCAACUGUUUCUCCCACAGCUAAGAAACCACCUGUUUCUCCUACUUCUAAGAAGCCUCCUGUUUCUCCCACUACGAAGAAGCCCCCUGUUUCGCCCACAACUAAGAAGCCACCUGUUUCACCAUCUUCCAAAACAGAAAGACUUGAAGAGACUAUGUCUGUUCGUGAAUUGAUGAAAGCAUUCCAGUCAGGUCAAGAUCCCUCAAAGCAUAAGGCUGGACUUUUUGAGCAUAAAUCUAUAAAGCAGAAACAGCAGGCCAUUGACAAAGAGCCAGCUAAGAAAGGAACUGCUCAGACAGAGAGUGAAAAGAAGCAAGCCUUUCCACAUAGAGAGAUACACAAAAAAGACAGCCCCAAAAGCAAACGGGGCCAGGAACCUCAGGCAGAAACAGGUUUGCAGUUGAAAAAAGAGGCAAAGGAUAUAACUCUGAAGAAAGAUUUAGUUACACAGCAGGUAAAACUGCAGAGUAAUAAAACUACAACAAAAAUUUCUCCAGUUGCUGCUGAUGAAAGUUCUAAGGAAGUGGCCUUGACCAUUGAUGACCAAGGGGACACUGACCUCCAGAUCAGUCCAGACAGAAAGACAUCAACAGAUUUUUCCGAUGUCAUAAAAGAAGAGCUUGAGGACAAUGACAAAUAUCAACAGUUCCGGAACAUUUCAAUUACUGAGGAAGGUGAGCUUCACUUAGAUCAAGUUCUGACCAGUCCAUUCAAUGUUACAUUUCCAUCAGAAUAUGUGAAAGAUGGGUUUUUGCCCACUCUCUCCUUGCAAAGUGGUGCUUUGGAUGGCAGCUCAGAAAGCCUUAAACAUGAAGGUAUAGCCAAUUCUCCAAUUGGUAGCCUGCUUGAUGGAACCCCUCAGAUCAGCUCAGAGGAAAGUUAUAAGCAUGAGGGCUUGGCUGAAACACCAGAAACAAGCCCUGAGAGUCUCUCAUUCUCACCAAAGAAAACAGAAAUUGCUGACCAGAUGGAAGACACAGAACUAGCCAGUGCAGUACAGAGAACAGCAGAGACUCAGUCACCAAAGGGACUUUCUCCAAAAGAAAGUGAAAAGACUGUUGCUGACCAAGACCUAAAAGCUAUCACAAAGAUCUCAGAGUCUCAUUCCCAUCAUUUGUCUGAAGAACAAGUCAUGGCCUCCAAAGAAGAGAUAGGGAAAUAUAUUGAUUCUAGCUCAACUGCAGUUAGUGAAGAUGCUUUCAGGGAUGAGUUAUCUGUGGCUGCUGAUCAAGGACAUUUAAUGGAGUUACCAGAAAUAUAUACUACUUCUUUAGAGAAAGUUGAGGGUGCAUCUUUAGAGCACCAUGCCAUUAGUAGAGGACUGGCACUUUCACUUCCUAGCCAUGACAGUGAAGGUCUUAGUCCAGUUGCAGAUGAAUCCAUAGCUAUAAGCCAUAAAGAUUCCCUGGAAGCAAGCCCAGUGCUGGAAGACAAUUCCUCACGUAAGACACCUGAUUCACUUGAGCCUAGUCCUACCAAAGAAUCCCCCUGCCGUGAUUCUCUUGAAAGCAGUCCUGUAGAACAGAAAACAAAGACUGGCAUUAUUCCAGGGCCUGGUCCCAUUUUGACUGCCCUUGCCAAAGCAGAGAAUUUCCCAGAGCUGACACCUGUGAGAUCAAGACUGUUACGUGAUCCAGAUGGGAGUGCUGAAGAUGACAGCUUAGAACAAACAUCUCUUAUGGAAAGUUCAGGGAAAAGCCCUCUUUCACCUGAGACUCCAAGCUCUGAGGAAAUUAGUUAUGAAAUCACACCCAAAAUUACAGAUUCACAGGUGUUGUCAAAUAUAUCGAAGUCGGCUGUGAUUCCUGAAGUUAUUGAAGAGCCAGAAGAUGAUCCAGAAGGUGAGCCAAAGAAAAGGUUCACACCAGAAGAAGAAAUGUUUAAGAUGGUGACCAAAGUUAAAAUGUUUGAUGAGCUGGAACAGGAGGCAAAACAGAAGAGAGACUAUAAAAAAGAUUCCAAACAAGAUGAUGAUGCUUCAGCUUCCGAUUUGGAAGCUGCUCCUGAAGCUCCUGAAAUUGCAUCCUCAACUAGUACAGGGGACAGUUGUAUACCUACUGUAGUGACAUCUGCAGUUGACACUAGAAAGUCUUCUUCCUCUUCAGAAAGUGAACCUGAAUUAACAAAGCUGAAAAAAGAAGCUGAUUCUGGGCUGUUAAUGGAGCCUCUAAUUAGAGUGCAGCCUCCAUCACCCCAUCUUUGCAAUAUGGAUUCAAGUUCCAGUCCUGAAGAAACAGGGUUUCAGCCUAUUGAACUAAAGCAACAAUCAUUCAGUACGGAAGAGGAUAAUACAGAAUCAGAUAAACCAAAUGAGGAAACAAAAAUGUCUGGAGAUACAUCACUUGCCUCUGAUGCUAGUAUCAUAGCACAAGCCAGCGAGUCCAAAUGCUACAGCACAGAUGAGAGUGACACAGUUAGCCCUAAUGGCCCUGUGAUGCCACCUGAGGAGUCUUUCUACCAUUCUGCUGGUGAUGGUGCUCAAAAAGAAGCUGAGUUGUAUGAAACCUCAGUGACAUCACAUCAUCAGGAUGAUUCUGAAAAAGAUUCUACAGCAGCUGAGAGUGUACCACAUAGGGAUCUAUUUACUGGAGGAACUGCAGAAGGUUCCUGUCAGCCUGGUACCGCCCAUUGCUGUGUAUCCCAACAUGAUGAAUUGGCUACUAUUGUUCCACCUGUUCACUCCCCUUUGGGAAGUGAUAAGGCUGGAACUGAUAAAGAUUUUGAGAUGGCAGAGAGGGAUUGUUGUAGUCCAGAGCACUCCAGAGAAUCUUUUUCUCUUAUAACUCAAGAAGAGGAAUGUGAAGGUAAGGUAGAAUAUAAUCCUGAAAGUAGUGCUCUGCCUAUAACAAGCCCUUAUGAAAAUGUUCCUUCACAACAUUUUUUUAGUAGCACUGAAAUUAGUACAGGAACUGAUUUAAGGACAACAACAGACAUGUCAUUUAGAGGUGGUCAUUCUGGUGAAGAAAAAACUAUAUUGACUGAAGAAAUAGCAAUAAAAAGAUCCCUAUAUAGACCAGAAUCAGCAGGUUGUGGGGAUCAGACCUCAGAGGAUAUCAAUGUGGAGAUAGAAUCGAAACAGGUGGAUAUCUUUCAGAAAAUAACAUCGCCAGUGUCUACAACAUCAGACCUUGCACCAUUAGAUGAAGCUGCUCUACAAGAUAUCAGAGAGGAAGCUGAGAAAAUAAUCAGUCAAGUAAUCAUAACCAGAACAGAUGUGGAUUCAGAUAAGUGGAGUCAAAUACGUGAAGAUGAUGAUGCUUUUGAGGCACGUGUAAAAGAGGAAGAACAAAAGAUCUUUGGUUUAAUGGUAGAUAGAAGAUCACAAGGUACUACACCUGAUACAACACCCGCCAGAACUCCUACAGAGGAAGGAACACCCACCAGUGAACAAAACCCUUUCCUCUUCCAGGAGGGAAAAUUAUUUGAAAUGACAAGGAGUGGUGCAAUUGACAUGACCAAGAGGAAUUAUUCUGAUGAAAACCUACACUUUUUCCAAAUGGAAGAACAUUCACAGGAAGAGGUAUCAUUAUCUGAAGAAAUGAAAGAAGCUGAAGGCCAAGAAUCUCUCCAGCAGGAUCAAACCUCAGUUCAAUCUGCAUCUUCUGAACUGGGUAAAGCAGAGAUGCAUACAAACGAUUCACUCCUAUCUGUAUCUGAGGAUGAGGCCAGUGGCUUACAUAGCACAAAGGGGGAUAUUAAAUCUAGAAUUCCUAUAAAAAUGGGUAUUUCAGCAUCUUCAAAGUCACCAAAGAAAGAAACUGCUGCUUCUGAUGUUGAUUCCAUUUCUACUCUUGACGCAGGUGACAUGUUAGAUAGCUCCCAGGUGCCUUGCCCAAUAUCUCCCGAGCAGACUGUGAUUGAUGUGCAGUUAAAUUUUUCAACAGUCACUAGGUCUGUUUAUGCUGAACAGGAUGAUGACUCCCCAGAUUCCUCACCUGAGGAACAGAAAUCUGUAAUUGAAAUCCCUACUGCUGUCCUAGAAAGUGUGCCUUCUUCUGAAAGCAAAUCCAAAAUCCCAGUCAGGACAGGUCCCUCUACACCUCACUCAUUACACCAAUCAGAAAGUCUCCCUUCAGAUGGCAUGGUAAACAACCUAGAAGAAUCACAAGAUGAUCCAUCCACACCAAAGUCUAAAAUCCCAGUCAAAGCAGUUUUCCAAAGAGUUGAGCAAGAGUGUAUGUACACAGACACAUCAGUUUGGAAGCCAGAGUCAUCUAAACCCCUUGACAUAACAUGCACACUACCUAUGAAACAAGACAUUAGGAGCAAAUCUGAAUCUGAUGCAAGUGCCUCCACGGACCCAAAGUCUAAGCAUUCAGUCAAAGCUAGACGUUAUGCUGAGGCAGACGCAGACACCAGAGAGAGGGGGGUUGACAUGAAGCUUGAGUUAGAAUCAGAUGAGCUGAUGACUGCACGGCCAAAGAUAUUUUCUUCACGGUUACCUGUUAAGAGCAGAAACACCUCAGCUUCCCACGGUGCUGUUAGUCCCUCAAAAGAAAGUAAGGAACAUUUUUUUGACCUUUACAAAAACUCCAUAGAAUUCUUUGAAGAGAUUAGUGAUGAAGCUUCCAAGUUAGUGGAUAGACUUACACAGUCAGAGAGAGAACAAGAAUUAGUUUCAGAUGAUGAAAGUAGUAGUGCCCUAGAAGUUUCGGUUAUUGAAAAUGUGCCAUCCAUUGAGACCCAGCAGUCAGUUGCCGAGGACAUCUUUGACACCAGGCCCAUUUGGGAUGAGUCCAUUGAGACUCUGAUUGAGCGUAUUCCUGAUGAAAAUGCCCCUGAUCAUGUUGAAGAUCAACAGGAUGAUCGGGAAAGGACAGAAGAAAGACUAGCACAUAUUGCUGAUCAUCUUGGAUUUAGCUGGACAGAGCUGGCAAGAGAACUAGAUUUCACAGAAGAACAAAUUCAUCAGAUUCGAAUUGAGAAUCCUAAUUCACUGCAGGACCAGAGUCAUGCACUGCUGAAAUAUUGGCUGGAAAGAGAUGGGAAACAUGCCACAGAUUCGAGUCUUACUGAAUGUCUUACAAAAAUUAACCGAAUGGAUAUUGUUCACCUAAUGGAAAGUAGUGUGGAAAUGGCUCGAGAUCAUGGUCGUACUUAUGCAGAAAUUGAGCAGACAAUGGGACUGGAUCACAGUGAAGGAUUUUCUGCACUCCAUGAAGACUUGUACAGCACAACAGUUAAGAAGGAGGAAGAACAUUCUUUUUCUAAAGACAGCGAACAAUCUGAUCACCCUCCACUUGUCUCUGAAGAAGACAUUUCUGUCAGCUACUCACCCUUGCAUGAAGGCACACCCAGGGCUGAGGCAGAAGUAUCUGUUGUAGAACUCCUACGACAAGUCUCAGGGAAUCCAGACAUGCUGACAGAGGAUUCAUCUACUGUUACACAUGAGUACUUUGUCACAGCCUCUGGAAUAGAUAAGACAGAAGCACCCAAAGUUGGAAAAACAGCAAGUAUUGCCAGUGAAAAGUCUGAGGGCUCUACUGCGGUAUCUGAAGAUCUUGAAAGAAUGUACCUUCAUACCCCAACAUCUAGUGAGCGAACUGAUUCACCCAUUGUGCAAGAACCAGAAGACCAUCACUUCCAACAAGAAGAUUUAUAUCCCAGGAAAAAUAGCUUAGUAAUAGUAGAAUCAACUGAUGAACAGCCAGGCAAGUCAGAAAGAUAUGAAGAAGAGUUAUUGGAAAAGGCUGAUGAUAUGCUUGAAAUGCCACCAGAAGCUGUAACAGAGGAACAGUACACUGAUGAACAUGGUCAUAUUGUGGUGAAGAAGGUCACUAGGAAAAUCAUCAGGCGAUUUGUCUUACCUGAUGGAACAGAAAAGGAAGAAGUUGUGAUGCAAGGAGAACCACAGGAACCUGUUACAGUGGAAGAGGGAGAUGGAUUUUCCAAAGUCAUAAAACGUGUUGUGUUAAAGAGUGAUAGUGAACAAUCAGAGGUGACCUUUUCUGAGCCAAGUGUUUUAUCUAGUGCCUCAGAAUUUCAGUCCGAACCAGUAGAAGGCCGCAAAGUGAGCAAGGUUGUAAAGACUACAGUUGUUCAUGGGGAGCGAAUGGAGAAACACCAUGGAGAUACUAGCUUAGCAACUGAUCUUCCAUCAGCCAAAGAUGACUUUGAAGAGGCCUUGAGUUAUGCAGGUAACAAAAUGAAAAUUGAACUCUCACCACUAGUAGAAAAAGAGAUCAUGAAAGAGGAUGGCUCAGUUAUUAAAAGGACAACAAUGAAUAAAGCCAGUACACAGAAGAGGACUGUGGUUAAGGACCAGUAUGGAAACCGUAUUCAUGUGGAAGUGUUGGAGGACACACCAGAAGCACUACCCCGUGAUGACCUUCAGCAUGACCUUCAGCAACUACUAAAACAUUUCUGCAAAGAUGAGUGGAAGAAAGAGGCCAAAUGAGAUGCUGCUAAAUCUCACCGACAGACCAACACACAUAUCCACUUAAUAUACAGCAUUCACAUUCUUCUUUUGCCAUGGAUGUUAUAAUUUAACAGAAUCACUGGAGGACACUGAUAUUUCUGUUUUGGCCAUAGAGUGUAGGUCUUCCCCUCCCCAUUUUUUUCCCUUCUUUUUUAAAUAUCCAUAAGCUAAUUUGUGACCAAAGAUAGCAUCCUUCAUUAGGGAUGGUUCGUCCACUAAAAGUCCUUGACUUUGUGCUGUACUGGAAAUGUGUAGUAUUUGCCAUUUUUGUUGUUCCUUUGCUUUCACAUCAUCUACAUAAAAACAGUUUCUUCCACAGGCCUCUUCACGUGACAAUGUACACAAUGUACUUUUAAGAGGGGAAUAUUAACAUUAAUCUGUAAAUAGCUAAAGUGCUUGGACUCACAAGACUGAAAGAAAAAAAACACUGCCUAUUGUGACUACUUUUAGCAUGGAGGACUACAAGAUCAAUUGAAACUGUUGAAGAGCAAUUCAUAUAAUAUUGCUAACACAAUCCAUUGAUUCUAAGACUUGGAUCUACUGAGAAGGAAGUGUGCCAAGCCAUCUGUGUUCAUAGGACUUCCAGCUUAAUGAUCCACCUGACCUUGAAGAUUUCAGGAGUCAGGAUGAAACCUCAAACUCUGUUUCUCUUUAAACACAGCUGAUUGCAGCCAUCACUGCUUUUCUGACUCCUGGGAAGGCACCUAAAGAUUUCGUGAAGAAAAAUAAAUUCCCAGCUCAAUAUAGCUUGCUAGCAGCUAUAUUUGUGGCACAUUUGCAUACUGUAUUCACCCCUUUUAGAUCGGGACUUGAGGCAGGGUGCAUUAAACUGCUCUGACUACUGUAGUUUCCUGUUUUCAUCACUGCUUUAGCAAACCACAUUGUCUUACUGGUGGUUCUUUCUGCUGGCCACUGCACUGUAGAUAACUUGACAGGGCACAAAAAAGAAAUCCUUUCCCACUCUUCAAGAAAGGUUAAUCUAAAGUUAUCACAUUUUAUCAGGACUGUCUGCUAACCUGGUAUAUGCAUGUGGCAUAGGAAAAUGAAAACCCUCUUGUGAUCAUGGUCAACAGCUUCUCAUCUCUCUCAGCACUGAGCGAGCAGAUUUUUAUCUUCCAUUUCAGUUUUUUAAUUUGAGGUUUUGCUUAGAUAAGGAUACAAAUCUAUCAGGCAUUUGAUUUUUUGUUGAUCUUUUAUUUAUAUUCAUUCACCACCUUUCAUGAACCAUACUGUAAAUGUCUGCACUUUGUUUUUCCAAGAAGGGCAUCUGCAGCUCUGGAAAUAGUCUGUGGUCUGUAACUAAUUCUAAUAGUGGUCUGAAGCUCUGUAGCAUUUUAACAUAUAUAUGUAAUUAUAUAUAUUAUAUAUACAUAUAAAAUGAUAUACAUUUUGAAUCAGUUAUUUGAUAAAGACAAAGUAUAUUCAACAAUGAUGGGACACGUCCUCCAGGGUUGAUAUUUUUCAAAACCUAGCUAGGCUUUUCUUUCUUGUAUAAAAAAAAAAUAUGACUCACUCAGUGCUCAGAAUUCCGAAAAUAAAUGUUACAAAUGGCACCUCCUCAUUACGAUACCCAUGCUGAGAGAAAGGAAACAUUUUAUUAAGGAGAUUUUGGUUUCCUGCUUAAGAAGCUACCCGAAGUGCUAUGCCAAAUAUUUUAAAAUAAAUAAAUAAAUAGGUUGGCAAGCAGGAUAUAAAUAUUUCUUGUGACGGAAAAUGAAAAGAGACCCACUUCAGGAUACACAAUAGCUCAUUUCUCAUUGUCAAGAACAUCACUGGUUGACCUUCAAGAUUGGGGCUCUACAAGAAAUGCAUUUCUGUUGUGUUAUUUGCGGUGCAGAUGAUGUUCUGUGUAACAGCAUAAUGGCUAUCCUCCUUUUUUGGUUUUGAUUUUUGCUGUGUUAUCAGAGAACUUGAAUACUGUGAGAAGGUGAUUUUAAGUUGAUGAAUUGGCAUCUUGUUCCCAUGGUGAUAACACUAACUGAAUAUAUCUAUGAGGGCAUGUAUUAGUUAAAAGAUUUAAACAAACAAACAAACAACACUAACAAUACAUAGCUGCAAUGUGUACAAUGGAUGAUUUAAUUAAAUAAAAAUGUACAAGUGUUAAAUGUAGCAGUAACUGUAUGCUUUCUUUCUUGGUACCAGCUUAGCAAGGGGGAAUUAGUUGGGCACUUUAAUAGCUAAAAUUUCAAUCCUGACAAUGUGUAGGUCGAACCCAACCAAGUUUCCUCCAAAUUUUUAGGACUACAGCUCCCAUCACCCAAGCUGACAUGGCCCCAGGAUUUGAAGAAAUCAUGGGAGCUGAAUUCCAAAACAUCUAGAGGGCUUCAUGGUGGUGAAGGUUACUCCAUGUUGUUAUUAUUAAUUCUGUUUAACAAAAAACUGAAUAGUUAAAUGACACUUAUUUUCUGUUUUCGGUUUAUGAUGGCAUUAAGUGUUAACUUUUUGAAAGCAAAUGCAGUGCUUUCAAAAUACAUGGACAUGGCAGAUGCAGUUCAGGAUUUGUUUGGUUGUGAUUCAACUGUUUAUACAUUUGUUUACUUGUAAUGGAAACAGCAACUUGGCUGCAACCUGAGGAACUUUUCCAAGAGAGAAUCCUAACAUGCAUUAGACUGUUGUCUGUUUCCAUAUUUUCUUUUGUUUUGCUUUGUUUUUUGAGGGUUGAAUCAGGUCUCCUGACUGCAUAAGUAACCAGCUGAAAAUAGAACCGUGCAUGCUUCCCUGAAAGAAGCUACUUAUGUGGAAACCUCCCACAAGGUGUGGUCUUUUUUCAGUUACAUAUAUCAGCACAGUCUCUUACUUGGGAGAUAGGCAGAUACUGCUGAAUGUGAAGAAAGUGUGGCAAAGAUUAACCAAUCUUACCAGAACCAAAAUGGCAAGAUCACCUGUUUCUGUUUCACCAACAUCAGACAAGAAGUGUAAACUUGCUUUUGCACCACAUACAAUAAAAAUGGAACAAUAGA
Molecule: messenger RNA, 14943 nt
Organism: Sceloporus undulatus (fence lizard)
Lineage: Eukaryota; Metazoa; Chordata; Lepidosauria; Squamata; Phrynosomatidae
Gene: ANK2
Product: ankyrin 2
Exons: 45
Coding region: 92-11962 (3956 amino acids)
Biological process (GO): regulation of cardiac muscle contraction; signal transduction; protein localization to T-tubule
Cellular component (GO): T-tubule
Molecular function (GO): protein binding
Source: RefSeq, a predicted model, not a curated record